Messenger RNA from Salarias fasciatus (jewelled blenny), 2050 nucleotides. RefSeq names its product dihydrouridine synthase 1-like (S. cerevisiae) (gene dus1l). The record is from RefSeq and is a predicted model, not a curated record. Gene Ontology annotation, molecular function: tRNA dihydrouridine synthase activity. NCBI's taxonomy places the organism in Eukaryota, Metazoa, Chordata, Actinopteri, Blenniiformes, Blenniidae.
GUGUUUCCGGGACAAAGAAGAGAUGCUACAACGUGCGGCGAGCUAGCAGGACUGCAGAUUCCCGCUCUUCCAGACCCGGCCGGCGGAGAUGGCCAAGCUUCAAGGCUUCGAGUUCUGGAAGCAGACCCUGAAGGAGGCGCGCUACGUGGUGGCUCCCAUGGUGGACCAGAGCGAGCUGGCCUGGCGCCUGCUGAGCCGCCGCCACGGCGCCCAGCUCUGCUACACCCCCAUGCUGCACGCCCAGGUCUUCGUCCGCGACGCCAACUACCGCAGGGAGAACCUGUACAACGAGGUGUGCCAGGAGGACCGGCCGCUCAUCACUCAGGCAGGUGGAUCUGACCCAGACUGUGUCCUGAAGGCGGCGCUUCUGGCCCAGGACUACUGCGACGCCAUCGACCUCAACCUGGGAUGUCCUCAGAUGAUUGCAAAGAGAGGACACUACGGAGUCUUGCAGGACGAGUGGGAGCUGCUGGAGAACAUGAUCAGGUUAGCCCACCAGAAGCUCUCCGUGCCCAUCACAUGCAAGAUCCGCCGUCUUCAGGACCUGGAGAAGACGGUGCGCUACGCCCAGAUGCUGGAGAGAGCCGGGUGCCAAGGUACUCUGCUGACGGUUCACGGCAGGACUAAGGACCAGAAGGGGGCGCUGACGGGCCUGGCGAGCUGGGAGCACAUCCGGGCGGUCCGGAAGGCCGUCAACAUCCCCGUGUUCGCCAACGGGAACAUCCAGCAUCUGAGCGACGUGGAGCGCUGUAUCCAGGAGACGGGGGUCCAAGGCGUCAUGAGCGCAGAGGGGAACCUGCACAACCCGGCGCUGUUCGAGGGCCGCAGCCCGCCGGUUUGGGAGGUGGCGGAGGAGUACCUGGACGUUGGUGAAGCAGCACCCCCCCUGCACGCUGUCUACGUACGAGCCCACCUCUUCAAGCUCUGGCACCACACGCUGCAGAUCCAUCAGGACCUCCGGGACGACCUGGCCAAGGUGAAGACCCUGGACGCUCUGGCGGACGUCAGCAAGCAGCGCGGGCUGCGCUGUCAGGAGGAAAUAACCAGCAGGAAGGAGCGUGGGGAGCAGGAGGAGGGCGAGGGGGGGCUGCCCCUCCCCCACUGGAUCUGCCAGCCCUACGUCAGACCGCCCCCGUCCCCAACGGGGGGCCCGGGGGGGCCGGGGGGGGCCGAGGACAGGAAGGCCUCCUGUCAGAAGAGGCUGCUGGAGGACUCGGACCGGACGGGAGACACGCUGUCCAAGAACAAACAGAAGAAGAUGUCCCGAAACCCCAACAAGAACUUCUGUCCUGAGCACAAGCCCAAGUACAUCAAAUGUGAGCAGUGCGGGAACCCAAAGGGAAACAGGGUGUGUGUCAGCCUGUGUCGAGGCUGCUGCAAGAAGAAGGCCUUCAAGGAGGUGGCCGACUGUCCCAGCCACGGGUUGAAGUUCAGAACCAAAGCGGAGAAGAAGCGUCGAGCCGAGGAGGAGGAGCAAACCACAGAGCCCCGGCUGCCGCUCUGAGCGCCGCCGGUCUCCAUGCUGGGGUCAUGUGACCAGCCGUCGGGGCAGCUGGGGUCAUGUGACCGGCCGUCAGGGCAGCUGGGUCACGUGACGCCGUGAUGGAGACCCCUGCUCAGGGCUGAAACAUGGACCUCCGGGACGACGAGUUACUGAGGCUCAGACCUGGUCGGAGCCGAGAGCCGCUCUGCAGAGUCCAGUCUGCUACCUGAAGACUCAGACUGGAACGAUCCAUGAAGUUCCUUUUUUCUGUGGCGUUUGGCAGUAAUGACAGAGAAGCGGAGCGGAGCAGGAGCCCCCAGGCUGUAGCGGUCUGGGACCUGCAGUCCUUGCUGCUCGGCCCCGGUCCUCCGGUGCGGCUCGUCCAGGUCUCUCAGCACGCCCUGAUUGCAAUGAGGAGCGGUGACCAGCAGCAUGAAGACGGGGUGGGACUGACCGCUGAGUGGAGCAGAGAGCCGGCUGAAGCAGCAGGACCGGGGCGGACAGCCCUGACUCGGUCUUCAGCAGGACUCAGACUCAGACGGUCGGGUUCAGGUCUGCCGAAAUAAA